Molecule: messenger RNA, 2646 nt
Organism: Xenopus laevis (African clawed frog)
Lineage: Eukaryota; Metazoa; Chordata; Amphibia; Anura; Pipidae
Product: transmembrane 6 superfamily member 2
Exons: 11
Coding region: 410-1537 (375 amino acids)
Source: RefSeq, a predicted model, not a curated record
CACUUUCAAAAAAAGAUGUGUAUGAAAUAUAUAGCAUACACAACAUUACCAUUGAAAUGUAUAGGAACUGUGGUAAAAGGGAAACUUGUCGAUUCAUACAUUGUCUGAGCAAACACUCUUGCAGUAAACAUUGCAGCACUGAUGUUUGCAGAGGUUAACAGAGUCCCAGUCCCAUUAUCCGCAAGUAAACUGUGUCACAAUUUUAGGCAGAUUAGCAGUAUAAGAAAGUUAAGUGAACUUUGUACAGGGAGAAAUCAAAGCGCUUCAGCUCAGUUGUCAGUUCACCCCCCUCCACCAGCAACCAAUCCCCUUCACCUGUGAAGGAGUUUAACCUGCUUGCUGGGUACUACAGACUUGUUCACUUCCUAGUGAGCUCCACAGCAAUAAGGGCCUGCAGUUAUUGUAUAUCAUGGGUCUCCCGGAGCCGGCAGGGCCAUUCCUGCUCUCUCUCACCGCUUUGCCAGUCUCCUAUGUGGUGAACUCCCUUUCUGUUGCAUCAGACCCCAUCUCUAUAGCUGGUAUUGGUGCAUUUGUCCUCCUUGCUUUGCUGGUUCUGUUAUUUCUCCUUCUCCAAGGAAGUCCUCCUAAGGAUCCUUUAUUCUAUGUUUUUGCUGUUUUCUCCUUCACAAGUGUCAUUGACCUGAUAAUAUGGCUGGAAGAAGAUGGUUAUAUCAGUGGGUUUAUGGAGUUUUAUAUGAAAGAGGGGGAGCCAUAUCUCCGUACUGCACAUGGACUCCUCAUCUGUCUGUGGGAUGGCACUGUGCAUUACCUACUGUACCUUUUUAUGUUGGCAGCCAUUGCCAGAGGGAAAAAUUACAGAGCAGUGGGUCUUUUCUGGCUAGGAUCUCUGUGCAUGAGUAUGCUGAUUUUCCUCCUUGGAAAUGUGAUUGGAAAGUAUGGGACUGAAAUACGACCUGCCUUCUUGCUUAAUGUCCCCUAUGUGGCACUACCUAUAUGGGCUGGGUUACGGAUAUUCCGUGGACACCAUUCUGUUCCCAAGAUGACACCAGAAAAGGUUGAGGCAGUGCACAGCCAGGGAAUCCUUCAGCGGCCCUUGGAUAUUGCUCUGAUUGUGUACCUACUCGGAGCUAUCAUUUUCACUCUCUUCAGGGGUAUGCUGGUCCUGGAUUGCCCUUCUGACUCUUGCUUUACAUACAUCUACCAGUAUGAGCCAUACUUGAAAGAUCCAGUAGCAUAUCCUAAGGUUCAGAUGCUGGUCUGUAUGUUCUACGUGCUUCCAUUUCUUUGUAUGUCUGUCUAUGCUUUGUUAAAUCCUGGAUGCUCAUGGAUGUUGGACUGGACUUUGAUAUAUGCUGGGGCAAUUGCACAAGCCCAGUUUGCCCACAUGGGAUCUUCUCUCUAUCACCGAACCCCCUACACAUAUCGCGUCCCUCAUGAUGCUUGGUGGAUGUUUGUGAUAUCGAACAGCCUGUACACUCUUGGCUUUCAGUUCCUUGCAUUCCGCUGUCUGAAGAACCCAGCCUUCUUCCUCAGGAAGUCAUAUCACUCUGCUGAGGAGGACAAAAAACUGAAUUAGGGUUAAAAGAAAGGCCGGUGAAGGGCUGUGCUGUUUAGAGGAUGGCGGAACUACCGGGCCCUGGCCAAAUCGCACCCCUUCAGGACUCCCCGGGAGCAAGUGAGCCAAUGAUUACUAGCAAAAAACGCGUAUGGAGGGGGCCCAGCUGAACGUCGCGCAACAGCCCGCCCACCUCUAGUUACAUUACUGUGGAUUUCACUUGUUUUUCCGUAAAAUUAGACCAGUGGCAUAUGAUGCUGUUUUAUAACAGUUCAACAGCGUGACCUUCAGCCAGUGUUUUCCCAUUGAUAUCGUGCUUUAGCACAAUUGCUCACUGGAACAACUAUUACCUGAAAACACAUCUGUUCAUGUGAACUAAACUUUGUGCUCUUUGUUUUUGUCUGUCGUCAGUGUUGGUUCAUUGUGAUCCCUGAGGAUAUACUGGACAUUCAACAACAAUUUGGGCAGCUGGAGUAAUAGUCCUAUUUCUUGUAUUUAUUAAAAAAAAGUACAUACAAAGACUUCAGCAUAUAGGUCCAAACAAAUAUUUUGGUAAAGCAUUUGUUGCCCUGGAAAUGUCUUCAAAAAAUCUGUCUUGGCAUACUUUUGUAAUGCAAAAAUAUAAAAUAGUUUUUUUUACCAUCUAAAAGUAAUAUUUAUGCUCUUAAUAAAAUGCCAUGUUUUUGUGAAUUGCAUUUCAUGUUUAUGUUCUUGCCAAACAAGUGAAUAGACAGACCUAUUUUCUUUGAACAUUUUUGAAAAGGUUUUUAUAUUAAAUAAAAAUAAACUUUAACCCCAUGUACUUUUUCCUCACUAUUAUAAUAACUGCAUAUUAAGACAUAAUAUAGGAGCAAUAAUGUCUCUCUAUUUCUGUCUGUAUGGGAUAUUGCAGCAGGUGGUUGCAUCAAACCAGAGGUACACUGAGUGCAUUGGACUGAAUGAGCACUCCAGGGCUAGGCCCCUGUCUCCUGACUACCUUGCAAGCCCAUGUGAAAGGCAUCUUUUUUUUGUUGUAAUAUCUGUUUUUAUAAUUUCAUUUCCAUGCUUAAUAUUAGGUCCAAGUUCUCAUUCAUUUAUAAGAUUUCAUGUCUGUCUUCACACAAUACAUCACCCCCCCCCUUUAAUUGGCU